AGUGAAAUGAUUUUGUUUUCCGUGAACGAAAUUAAAAAAUAGUCUAGUGGUGCAACAUGGAUUACAGUAAGCGAUUGAACAUGAUCGAGAUGUUCCAGGAACCGCCUGAGUAUAAGCCUCCUGGAACGGUAGAACAGCUCGCCGCUACUCUAAACUAUCCAAAUAUGAACUCACAGCAGUACCGGAUGACGAGGAAACUUCCGGCAAACGUGUUACAUCCAUGCCUGGAAUGUGUUGUUAUGAACGAUCAAGGUUUAAUAUUAGUCGCCGGUAACGAUUUUAUGGGUCGCCGCUGGGGUUCCAGUCUGUAUGGUUGGGAUAAUAUAAAUAAUGUGAUGGACGAUUCAAAGGCCAGUUUUAAAAGACAGAACCGUCAUAUCGUCACGACGCUUAAGUUUACAAGGGAUUCAAACUUGUUUGUACUGGGAAACGAUAAAGGAGCAGUCGAGUUAUGGUCAACACAAAACCCGGCUCGCGGUAAAGGCUUUUCACUGUAUUUAGUUGAUUCGCAAUCUGAACAUAUAGAAGGCGUAUCGUCGAUGGAUCUGCUUGAAUCCGAAGAAUAUAAACUAGUAACCGGAUCAAACGAUGGCUGCUUAAAAGUUUGGAUUUAUGGGGCAGACCUUCAAUCCAUUAGUACAAUGGCCAUGGCCCACAUAGAUGAAAUUACGGGUAUAUCUAGUAACGCAGAAAAUGGGUCUCUCUUCGCCACAUCUUCAUUGGAUCGUUCAUGCUUGCUUUGGGAUCUGCGAAAACCAAGACCGGCAUCGGCAAUUUUUGACGAACACAAGUUUGGGUUUUCUACAGUUUACUGGACCUCAGCAAAAGAGGCAAAUGAAAUCAUUUGCCUUGGUGAUGAAGCAGGCAAUUUACACUUUGUAGAUAUACGUCAACCAGGGAUAUUCCUAGACUCAGUGAAAGUUUUUGAUCGUAAGAUCCAUAAAAUUUCUUUCAAUGCUAAAAAUAUGGCCGUACUUGGUAACACCAAUCAAGUUAAAUUUUACGACGAGAAGCUACAGCUGAUGCACGAGUGCAUACCGUCAAAAAGUUACCUGAGAGAUGUACUGUGGGACAAAAACUACACAUCAAGGUCAGGAUCUGGAGCGUGCUGGUUAGCUGGUUGGGAAUCAUUCUUCCAACGAGUGGAAUAUUAAGGAAUACAUAGUAACAAACAGAGCACAUCUUAUUUCCGUUAUGAAUAAUUUAGCGGUGAAUAUCUGAGCGUGUUAAUGUUGUGUUUGGCUUUGUCUUUGAUAUUUUUCAUUUAUAUAUCACAUUGGUGUCCUUUGGUAGCUAACAUUAAUAAAUAUUGCAGAAAAUUGACAUUUCGCAUAGAUG
Molecule: messenger RNA, 1338 nt
Organism: Sabethes cyaneus
Lineage: Eukaryota; Metazoa; Arthropoda; Insecta; Diptera; Culicidae
Product: methylosome protein 50-like
Exons: 3
Coding region: 57-1154 (365 amino acids)
Biological process (GO): oocyte axis specification
Cellular component (GO): methylosome
Molecular function (GO): protein binding
Source: RefSeq, a predicted model, not a curated record